CACAGCCUUACACAAUCCUCGAAGCUGUGGGCUGCUUUGCAGUGGCCAGAUUGGCUUCUCAUUACAGGCAGUUGCUUCUCACCAGGGCCUUCGGGACUUCCUUUUCAAAAAGAUGGAGUUGGGCCGCUAUCACUGAAGGGGGCUGGAGGGUUUCCUGCGUGGAUGCACGUGAUGGUGAGGAGGCACCAUGGUAGGGAGCUCAAUGCUGACUUUCCUGCCAGGUGACUGUCAGUCUCUGGUCUGCUAGAUCUACUUCCUGGAUGUGUGAGUACACGGCCCAUGCUAUCAGCCUUUCCUAAAAUAAGGAGCGAAUUGUUUUCUGCACCUGUUCCAGAACUGGGUUAAGAUCCCCAUGUGUGAAAAAUGAAGCCCUGGAUUGCCAUGGUCUGCUGUUUAGUGUCUUUUCUGACAACAGAAUGUUCUCAUUUCAAACUCAAGACUCACAGAAAAGGCGAAGAUAAAUUUCAAAUAUCUCUUCAGAAGCAUGGGUUUAGACCAAAACAAGGUAAAUGUGAUGGAGUGUGCAGCUCUUCUUCCAACUGUAACCAGAGCUGUCCUUGGAACUUCCGUGGAGAAAUCAUAUUCACAUGUAAUCAAAACAAAUGGCAAAAAACAAUUGAAACAUGCACAAGUCUCUCUGUGGACGCCUUGUUUCAGCGCACACAUCCUCCAGCAAGCCUAUCCUUGGCAUCAUCUUCUGUUUUCCCCAUGAGCUUAAUUGGCAAUGCGGCCCCAGUCCAUGUUGAGAAUGUAUUUCAAGGAAUCCGAAAGUACUGCCCUGAGGACUACAUUUGCAUUGUCAAUCCUGUGAAAUCCUCCGCAGUUACAUCUGGAAAUAUUGCAUUCAUAGUAGAGCUAUUAAAAAAUAUCUCUUCAGACUUGCAAACCUCUGGAAUACAUGCUAACGUGACUUGGAAGAAAAUGAAGAACUAUGGAAAAGUGGCCAACCAUAUCCUUGGCCCCACUGCCAUUUCAAAUUGGGCUUUCAUUCCCAACAAAAAUGCCAGCUCCGACCUGUUGGAGUCAGUGAACUCUUUCGCCAAAAAACUCCAAAUCCAAGGUAAAUCUGAGAGCAUUGUAGAUGAACUCUUCAUUCAGAUGAAAGGCUCUCGCAUCUCUCACAGCCUCAGCCUCUCCGUACCAAGGUACAAUGCUACCGAAGAUAUCUUAGUGGUGAUAGAAAUUCCCAAGCAAGCAUUACAGGAGCUGUCGUCCAAUGCCUCCCAAGCCAUUGCCAUAGCUUUUCCAACUUUGGGAGCCAUUCUAAAAGAAGUCCAUCAGUCAAAUAGGAGCACUCAAAAGCCCAUAAAUGAUCUGAUCCUAUCACUGAUUUUGCCAGAAGAUCUGAAUGAAAUCAUACUCACCUUUGAAAAAAUCAACAAAUCCCAGAGCACCAGCAGCCAGUGUGUCAGCUGGGAUCCUGAGAAAAGCCAGUGGGAUGAGAGCUCAUGUACAAUGAUGUCAGACAUCAACAGCACAGUGAAAUGCCGGUGCAGGCACACCAAGGCUGUGAUGUCCUUCUCUAUUCUCAUGUCUUCUAAGCCUGUAAAGAACCCUAUUCUGAGCCGUAUCACCUUCAUUGGACUCAGUGUCUCCAUCAUUAGCUUGGUGCUCUGCCUGGUCAUCGAAGCCAUCGUUUGGUCCCGGGUGGUUGUGACAGAGAUAUCCUACAUGCGCCAUGUGUGCAUUGUGAACAUUGCAGUGUCCCUCCUGACUGCAAAUGUGUGGUUCAUUAUUGGCUCCAACUUUAGUGCAAGUGUUCAGGAGGAUCACAAGUGGUGUGUGGCUGUGACGUUUUUCUGCCACUUCUUCUUCCUCUCCCUGUUCUUCUGGAUGCUCUUCAAAGCCCUGCUCAUAGUCUACGGAAUACUGGUCGUUUUCCGCAGGAUGAUGAAGUCUCGUAUGAUGGCCAUUGGCUUUGCCAUUGGCUAUGGGUGUCCCCUUGUGAUCUCGGUCAUCACGGUUAUUGUCACAGAGCCUGGGGAAGGCUACACCAGAAGAGAUGCCUGCUGGCUUAAUUGGAACCAAACCAAAGCCCUUUUUGCUUUUGCCAUCCCAGCCUUGGCCAUUGUGGCUGUGAAUCUCCUUGUGGUUCUGGCAGUUGCUAUCAACACACAGAGGCCCUUGAUUGGCAGUUCAAAAUCUCAGGAUAUGGCCAUUGUUUUCAGGAUCAGCAAGAAUGUUGCCAUCCUCACCCCACUUCUGGGGCUGACCUGGGGUUUUGGUCUAACAACCCUGCUAGAAGGCACACACAUGGAAUUCCAUAUAAUCUUCGCCUUGCUCAAUGCUUUCCAGGGCUUUUUCAUCUUGCUGUUUGGUACCAUUAUGGAUCACAAGAUAAGAGAUGCUCUGAGGAUGAGGGUAUCUUCAUUGAAGGGGAAAUCGAGGGCAGCAGAGAAGGUGUCAUUAAGUCCAGCCAAUGGAUCCAGAAUACUGAAUCGCUGAGACUAAAAUGUCAGGUUGGUCUCUGGUGUCCAUGGGGACGCUGGAGGAGAAGCCGAUUACAUUGAGAUGUGUGGAAAUAGGAUCAAUAAUGUUCAGUAACUGAGGAAGAUUACCAGAAGUCAACGAAGCCUUUAACAGAGGCCAUGCAGAUCCACACUCAGGACUGUCGAAGCUUGGUGGGUGAUGGAGAAAGUCUAAUUGUGGCCAGAGAUGAAUCACUGUACACACCUCUCACACCUCCCUCUCCCUGUUCCAUUUUUGGAUUAGUAUAACUUGCCCAACAGAGACUGUCUAAUUUAAACCUUGACUUACCUGAAUCAAAAUGAGUCAGAACUUGUAAAUAAAAAUACCCCAAGACAGAAGCUGCUUCAUUUUCCUCAUAAUUCUUUUCACAGAACGGAGUCCUGUAUUUUGUUUGUAUGUCAAAGAAAUGGUAGUUGGUACAGGACCAAAUUUGAAUGACAUGGGGGAGAAAGAACACCACAAAUUUAGAGCAUCUUCCUUUAUAUAAGGAUGCAGAAAAGGCUGUAUUUUAAGGUUUAGGACAAUACUAAUGUGUUAAGGAAGCAUCUAAGGGGAAUUUAGGACUUCUUUAGGAAAACGUGUUAAGCUCAGGAAGUAACCCAAAAUAGUUUCAGGAAGUCCCUGAAGCUGACCAGGUCCACUAGGCCCCUCCCUUUCUGUGCAUCUAUAAGUAGUAAAGAUGGCUGACAUGGAAGAGAGGAAUAAGUCAAGCUUCCUGGAGGAUCCUCAGACCAACUAAGCCACCUGCAAAGGGCAUGCUUCAACCUAUUGAGUUUCCUGCAGGUUGUACACUGCAGGUUGUACACUGUGUACAUGAGACAUUAUCAAUGGUAGGAUAAGCUUUGAUGACACAGCUGUCUUUAAGUCAUUUCGGUACCUGUAAGUAACCCCUCAUCCAUAUUCUUGUAAAUAAUCUCCAAUAAAAGUCAUUGGUUCACCAAA
Molecule: messenger RNA, 3411 nt
Organism: Mastomys coucha (southern multimammate mouse)
Lineage: Eukaryota; Metazoa; Chordata; Mammalia; Rodentia; Muridae
Gene: Adgrf4
Product: adhesion G protein-coupled receptor F4
Exons: 10
Coding region: 364-2445 (693 amino acids)
Biological process (GO): cell surface receptor signaling pathway; G protein-coupled receptor signaling pathway
Cellular component (GO): membrane
Molecular function (GO): G protein-coupled receptor activity
Source: RefSeq, a predicted model, not a curated record